UAAACAAUUUCCAUCUUCACAAAGUCACUUUCCUAGAAGCUCAUAAAAUGCUUGAUUUAUCCAACUCUACAACAGAAACAACUUCGGAAAUAGCCGAAACGUCUUCAUCCCAAAAACAAGAAGAAACAUACAAAAGAAUUAAAUUCGAAAUGAGAAAGGUUUUUAAUUUUCGGAAAAAAAUCCACAAAAUUUCCUAA
Molecule: messenger RNA, 197 nt
Organism: Meloidogyne enterolobii
Lineage: Eukaryota; Metazoa; Nematoda; Chromadorea; Rhabditida; Meloidogynidae
Source: the annotation of a GenBank genome assembly